Molecule: messenger RNA, 2919 nt
Organism: Dictyostelium purpureum
Lineage: Eukaryota; Evosea; Eumycetozoa; Dictyosteliales; Dictyosteliaceae
Exons: 2
Coding region: 1-2895 (964 amino acids)
Biological process (GO): L-arginine biosynthetic process
Cellular component (GO): mitochondrial matrix
Molecular function (GO): L-glutamate N-acetyltransferase activity, acting on acetyl-CoA as donor; arginine binding
Source: RefSeq, a predicted model, not a curated record
AUGAAAAAAACUUUAUCAAGCCGAUCACAAUUAAACACCGAAAAUAAUAAUUUAUCAGUUAAUAAUAAUAAUAGUAAAACUAUUAAUAAUAACCCAAAAUCAAUAAACUCAACAAGUUCACCAUCAAAUAACCCUCUCUCUCAAAAUCAUAAUCCUAAUCAAGGAUUUCCACAUUUUAGUGAAUUAAAAGCUGGUCACAUUUUAACUAAAAACUAUUUAAAUAAUCACCAAGAUAAUAAUAGUAAUAUAAAUAGUUUAAAUUCAACAAAAGAAUCAAAUAAUAAUAGCGUUGGUAGUGAUAAUAACCAAACCAAUAAUAAAACCAAAAAGUCACCAAUAUUAACACCAUCCAAUUCAUAUCAAAGAAUUAUUGACCCAGAUGAAGAAGCAAUUAACUUUUACUCAUUCUCAGGAUUCUUUCAUAAAUCAUUAAUAUUUUUCAUUUCAUUUCUUCCAUUGCUUUUCGUAGAAAAGCUUUUAACUUUAUUUGCUUGGGUUCAAUUAGAGCUUUUAAAAGCUAAAGGUAGAAAUAUUGGAGGUUCUCAACAAAGUUAUUCAAAAUUAAAGAAAAAAAGAAAGUCACAAAAAAAGAAAAAGAAUAAAUCAAGUAGUUCACCAAAUCUAACUGGUUCAGCAAACUCAACUGAUCAACUUGAAGUACCAAAUUCACCACCCUCACCACAAGCCAUUGGCACAAUUCCAGUUGCCCACACAAAAUCUUCACCAUUAGUUUUAAAGCAUCAAAGAAGAUUUUCAUUAUCAUCAUCAACACCUGGCAUAAGUUCAAUUUUAAAGAAUCAUAGACAAUUGAAUAAUACAAAUAGUGCUCUUAGUCCAAAUCAUUCAAUCAAAGAAAAGUUAUUACACCAACAACUACAAAACCAAUUACAUCAAAAAUCAGCCGAGGUCGCCGCUAUACGUGAUAAAGAUGAAGAUAUUAUUAAAUCAUUCCCUUCUACCCUUAUCCCUGAUCAAAUUCCUGUUACUGCAACACCAACAAUUAAGUUGACAACUGUUGAUGAUAACGAUAUUAUAAAUCAACACAAUGAUCAAUCUCAACAACACCAUCAUCUAUUUGGUAGUCCAGAUGCAAUUAGUUCAACUUUGGAAAGAAUUAAUUUAAAACAUAGAAAUUCAAUUUCAGCAUUUGAUCAAUUAGAUAAUAACAAUAAUGGCUCUGAUGACAAUUUAUCUUUAAAGAGUGAUGCUUCUACUGGUUCAAGAGUCACUUUUUCCGAUGAAAAAAAUAUGUUGGAUUGGAAUAAUAACUUAAAUCCAAAUGAUUUUAAAUUGGGUCAUUAUCAAAUGUCACAAGAAAAUAUUAAUUUAUUUAAUUCAAAUUCAUUAAAUCAACAUAAUAGUCUAUUACAGCAACAACAGCAACAAUUGCAACAAAUGCGUCACCGUUCUGAUUCAAUUUCAGUAUUACCAUCGUUAAUACCAAAACCAAUUUCAGAAAUUCGUCGUGUUAAUAGUGAACAAACUCUCUUCCAAUCAUCCGAAGAUACACUCCGUUUCGAAGCCAACCUUCAAAGUAAAAAAGAAUUUGAAGACUUUUUAAGAUCUGUAAAGGAUAUUAAAGAUGUACACAAUUGGUUAAAGAAUUUCAGUGGCUCAGCUUCAAAGAAAAUUGCUAUUGUUAAGAUUUCACGUCGUAUUCUUGAUACUCAAUAUGGUAUUGAUAGCGCUGCAUCAUCACUUUGCUUUAUGUACAAAUUCGGUUUAUACCCCAUUGUAAUUCACGGAGGUAUGAACGAUAUAUCUAAACUUCCAAUAUCAGAGGUGGUCAGAGAACGUAGAAUGAGAAGUGCACUCCUUAAAGAAGCUAUCAAAAAGAAUGGUGUAGGUUGUACCGUUUUAACUCCUGACAUUUGUGAAAUCGAACCAUAUGUCCAACCAAAUAGUAAUAACUCAUCAGAAAAUAACUCGGAUCUAUCCGAAGAAGAACAAGAGUAUGGUCAGAGUGAUGUACUUCCAUCAGGUGGUCUUAAUAUGAAGAUUGACUCUUUCGAUUACGAUAUUCUCACACAGGCUCUAGAUAAAGGUAAAAUUCCAAUUUGGGAUAGUGUUGCAGAGUCUAUUGAUGGUGUUGACAUUCCAAUUAAUUCAGAUGUUACAACAUUCGAAUUGGCUAAACGUAUCCAACCUUAUAAAAUCGUUUUUGCCUGUAAUGAUGGUGGUAUUUUAGAUGCUGAUCAUAAAGCUAUUCCAGUUGUAUACAUGGAUCAAGAUUAUAAAACACUUGUCGAGGCAGACCACACCACCAAUCGUAGACGUGUACAAUUAAAACAAAUGAAAAGAAUUGUAUCGCAUUUGUCAUCCUCAACCACUGUAGUAGUUACAUCCAUCGAAAAUAUUACUCAUCAACUUUUAUUCCCUCGUCUUGCUAAUGGUACCAUCAUCAAAAAGUCUGAAGAUAACAAAGUUUUAAUUUACGAUAGCAGUAGUUACCAUAAUAUCGAUAUGCCAAAACUUCGUGAACUUAUUGAAGAUAGUUUUGGAAAAAAACUUUCACUCGAUUAUUUUGAUUAUCUCAAAGACUCACUCUAUAAACUUUAUCUAUGUAUAUCCUCUGAUGGUGGAUAUAAUGGUUGUGCUAUUGUAACAUUCAAAGAGCCAGACUACAUCCCAUAUCUUUGUAAAUUCUGUGUUAGAAAAUCUGCUCAAGGUUUGGGUUUAGGUGAUCUUAUUUGGAGAGUAUUACAAAGAGAUAACGAAAAGCUAUAUUGGAGAUCAAGAAAUAGCAAUCCUUUAAAUCCAUGGUAUUUCCAACGUUGUCAAGGUUCAUUCAGACCAGAUUUAAACUUUACAAUUUUUUGGUAUGGUGAUGAUAAAUUUGAAGAUGGUAAAUUCCUCAUCGAUGAAGCUUUAAAUAAACCAGUAACAAUUAGAUAAAAAUUUCAAAUUACAAUUAUAUAU